Molecule: messenger RNA, 588 nt
Organism: Asparagus officinalis (garden asparagus)
Lineage: Eukaryota; Viridiplantae; Streptophyta; Magnoliopsida; Asparagales; Asparagaceae
Product: choline-phosphate cytidylyltransferase 1-like
Exons: 8
Coding region: 1-588 (195 amino acids)
Biological process (GO): CDP-choline pathway
Molecular function (GO): phosphatidylcholine binding; choline-phosphate cytidylyltransferase activity
Source: RefSeq, a predicted model, not a curated record
AUGAGGUGGGUUGAUGAGGUCAUUCCAGAUGCUCCCUGGGUGUGCACAAAAGAGUUCCUUGAUAAGCACAACAUUGACUAUGUAGCCCAUGAUGCUCUCCUAUAUGCAGAUGCAAGCGGAGUUGGUAAUGAUGUAUAUGAAUUCGUCAAAGCCAUUGGUAAAUUUAAGGAAACAAAGCGCACAGAUGGAAUUUCUACAUCUGAUAUUAUAAUGAAGAUAGUCAAAGAUUACAAUGAUUACGUCAUGCAGAACUUGGCCCGUGGUUACACUAGGAAGGAUCUUGGUGUCAGCUAUGUAAAGGAAAAGCGGUUGAGAGUGAACAUGGGCUUAAAGAAACUCCGCGAGAAAGUUAAGGAGCACCAGGAGAAAAUUGGGGAGAAGGUACUCUUCCUUAACAGUGCUCUACGAUUUGAUUUGCUCCCAGAACAUAGGCUGCUUACUGAGGAGAGAGAGUUCUUCUCUGAUGUUGGACUGGACCCUGUAAAAGGUGUAUUGCAAUUGUGCAGGAUUCAGUCACUCUUCAAGCUUGACCCAAAACCCAUUCCAUUUCCAUGGAACUUACAAGUUCAGGCCUCAUGGUCCCUGUAA